AUGCCGUCUCUCCUUGGGACAGAAGUCGGCCCUACGGGGUACGGCAUGAUGAGAAUGACAUGGUCCCCUCAACUUCCCUCUGAAGAGAAAUGCUUCGAAACACUAAACACGGCGCUCGCCCUGGGCGCGAACUUCUGGAACGGCGGCGAGCUCUACGGCACCCCGGAGUAUAACUCGCUGCAUCUGCUGAACAAGUACUUCACGAAGUACCCCGAGAACGCGGACAAGGUGGUGCUGAGUAUCAAGGGCGGUCUGAAGCCCGGCGAGCUUGUUCCGGAUGGUUCGGAGGAGAAUAUUCGCCGCAGCGUGGAUGAGUGUCUACGUGUGUUGGACGGGAAGAAGACGAUUGAUAUCUUCGAGUGUGCCCGACAGGAUCCUAACACAACGGUCGAGCAGACGGUGACUAUCCUGGCUCAGCUGGUCAAGGAGGGCAAGAUCAAGGGGAUUGGGCUGAGUGAGGUGAAUGCGGAGACAAUCCGGCGAGCACACAAAGUCCACCCAAUUGCCGCGGUAGAGGUUGAGCUCUCUCUCUGGGACACCCACACCCUGAACGACGGCGUGGCCGAGACCUGUGCGGAACUGGGGAUUCCACUCGUCGCAUACUCGCCUCUGGGUCGCGGAGUGCUGGCCGGUGCUUUCACUAGCCUAUCUGAGAUCCCCGAGGGCGACUUCCGAAGGUUGCUGCCCAAGUACCAGGAGGACGCAAUGAAGCACAACAUCAAGCUUGUCAACGAGGUCAAGGGCCUGGCCUCUCGCAAGGGCGCCGCACCCGCCCAGAUCGCUUUGGCCUGGAUACUGACCCUGAGCGGCAAGCCAGGUAUGCCUACCAUCAUUCCGAUCCCUGGGGGUACAACGAGCGACAAGGUUAGGCAGAAUUCGCACGGUGUUCCCCGUCUAUCUGACGCCGAAAUGGCUGAGCUUGACAGAAUCCUCCAAGAGAAUGAAGUGCGUGGUGCUCGGUACUAG
Messenger RNA from Aspergillus fischeri NRRL 181, 966 nucleotides. RefSeq names its product aldo/keto reductase family protein. NCBI's taxonomy places the organism in Eukaryota, Fungi, Ascomycota, Eurotiomycetes, Eurotiales, Aspergillaceae. The transcript has 3 exons. The record is from RefSeq and is a predicted model, not a curated record. Gene Ontology annotation, cellular component: cytoplasm. The coding region runs from base 1 to 966 and encodes 321 amino acids.